Molecule: messenger RNA, 1185 nt
Organism: Aspergillus terreus NIH2624
Lineage: Eukaryota; Fungi; Ascomycota; Eurotiomycetes; Eurotiales; Aspergillaceae
Product: Zn(II)2Cys6 transcription factor domain-containing protein
Exons: 2
Coding region: 1-1185 (394 amino acids)
Biological process (GO): regulation of transcription by RNA polymerase II
Molecular function (GO): DNA-binding transcription activator activity, RNA polymerase II-specific; zinc ion binding
Source: RefSeq, a predicted model, not a curated record
AUGUCUCGACGGCGGACCCAUCGCAAGUCGCGCGGGGGCUGUCAUGAGUGUAAACGCCGACGCGUCAAGUGUGACGAGGUGCGACCAGAAUGCUCCAAUUGUCAAAAACGCGAAGAAUGCUGCAGCUACCCAGCUCCUUCUUUCUUGGAAUGGGGAAAGGAACGUCCCAAAAACAACAAGAAAUCGCAUCCAAGUCCGUCUUCUUUAAGUGAGGAAAAUCCCUUCUCGGCAUUUGAAAAGCUGGGAUCAGCGCAUCACGCCACCGGGCUCACCACGGAGCUUAACAUGACCCAAUUGGAGCUCGUGGCACACUGGUGCCAUGUGGCAUACAAGUCUCUCUCUCGCAAUGAGGAAACCGACCCAGUCUGGUCGCAGUAUGUGAUGGAAGAGGCCGUUGCGUGGCCGUUUCUCAUGCACGGGAUCCUGUCAUUGUCGGCCCUUCACCUCGCACGGCUCAGGCCAGACAAUCGAGCCGCUUAUCUGAGUUUAUCGGUAGCCCACCAAGACCCUGGGUUGUCCUCUUUCCGCGAGCAAGUCCUCCAGAUUACUCCCGCAAACGCGAAAGCCAUGUUUGUAUUUUCAUCCAUCGUUGUAGCGUUUGCUUUUGGAUACUCGGUCACCGCUUCACCGCAAGAUCAGGGCCUCGAAAUCCAUACGACGUCUCUGGAAGAGUUACUCAGGGUGCUCCUUCUCGCUCGAGGAGUGAUCCAUAUCAGCAAAGUUGCCAGCGAGUGGAUACAAGAGAGCAAUCUUGCUCCGAUCUUCAACUUCAAGCACCCUGAUGUCGCUGUGCCGGAUGACGUGGCCCAUGCACUGGACACUCUUGACGCCCUGAACCUACACUGCCAGUCUGACAGUUUAACGGACACUAGAGAGGCGUAUCAGAAGGCAAUUGGUGAGCUUCGAGUGCUAUCAUAUACUGUUUUCUCCGGGCACCCCACACUCACCCUGGCGGUCGGGUGGGCGAUUCGCCUGUCCAAGGAAGUAUUGAAAGAUCUGCAGACCCACGAACCACUAGCACUGGUGAUCCUCGCGCAUUACUGUGUCUUUCUUCACCUCGAGCGGGGCCACUGGUGUCUAGAUGGAUGGGGUGCUGCGGUCAUGCGUGACAUCUGGCAGUCCCUGGACGAUAGCUGGAAGCCCCAUGUGCGUUGGGCAAUGUCGAAAAUAUUCGAGUCCUCAUAG